This is a messenger RNA of Pogonomyrmex barbatus (red harvester ant), 901 nucleotides long. It is a transcript of the gene RpS3A, whose product is annotated as ribosomal protein S3A. Gene Ontology annotation, molecular function: structural constituent of ribosome. The record is from RefSeq and is a predicted model, not a curated record. Gene Ontology annotation, cellular component: ribosome. Gene Ontology annotation, biological process: translation. Lineage: Eukaryota; Metazoa; Arthropoda; Insecta; Hymenoptera; Formicidae.
GCACGUUUCCGACUUUACGGUCUCUUUUUGCCUGUGACACGGAAUCAUGGCGGUUGGCAAGAAUAAGGGGCUUUCCAAAGGAGGCAAAAAGGGAGUGAAAAAGAAGAUUGUGGAUCCUUUUACUCGUAAAGACUGGUAUGAUGUCAAGGCGCCGUCUAUGUUCGCCAAUCGACAGGUUGGAAAAACUUUGGUUAACAGGACUCAAGGAACAAAAAUCGCUUCCGAAGGACUUAAAUUUAGAGUAUUUGAAGUAUCUCUGGCUGACUUACAAAGCGAUCAAGAUGCGGAGAGAUCUUUCCGAAAGUUUAGAUUAAUCGCGGAAGAUGUUCAAGGACGUAAUGUCUUGACUAACUUUCAUGGAAUGGAUUUGACAACCGAUAAACUUCGAUCAAUGGUGAAGAAAUGGCAAACUCUGAUCGAAGCUAAUGUAGAUGUGAAGACUACAGAUGGCUAUCUCCUCCGAGUUUUCUGCAUUGGUUUUACAAAUAAAGAUCAAUUAAGCACGAGAAAAACGUGUUAUGCUCAGCAUGCGCAGGUUAAGAAAAUCAGGCAGAAGAUGGUUGAAACCAUUACGGAAGAUGUUACUAAAACUGAUUUAAAGGGCGUGGUUAGUAAAUUGCUUCCGGAUGCCACGGCUAAGGACAUCGAGAAAGCCUCGCAAGGCAUUUAUCCUCUGCACGAUGUUUAUAUUCGUAAGGUGAAAGUAUUGAAGAAGCCGCGCUUCGAACUCAGCAAAUUGUUGGAGUUGCACGGAGAUGGAGGCGGUAAUAAGAGUGAGGAAACCGGCGACAGCGGUUCCAAGAUAGACAGACCAGAAGGUUACGAACCACCAGUACAGGAGUCUGUUUAAAGAUGAGUGUUUUAAGCUUUCAUAAAAAUAAAAACUACAUGAUUGUGUAAA